CAAUCGGGUAUAAUCAUGAAAUUCAAGCAAAUCGGUAUUGUUGGUGCAGGGAAUAUGGGUUCUAUGAUGGGAUUCGCCUUUUCCGAGCUCGGCCUCGACGUGUCUAUUUGGGAUGCUAAGAGCGCGAAUGUCGACGAUUUUAUGAAGCAGGUUGAUCAGGCUAGCAGUUUGACUGGUAAUAUUACUGGCUUUUAUGAUGUAUCAAGUUUUUCUGCUAGCUUGGGACAGCAUGGUGACCGAAAAGUGUUCCUAUUUUCCAUUACACAUGGCACGCCUGCUGAUGAAGUUUUGAAGAAAAUUAAGCCAGAGCUGCGCAAAGGCGAUAUAAUUUUGGACGGUGGCAACGAGCAUUACAGGAAUACCGAGAGAAGACAAAGGGAGUGUCAGAAUAUUGGUGUUGAUUGGAUUGGAAUAGGAGUGUCUGGCGGAUAUCAGUCUGCUCGACAUGGGCCUAGUUUGUCCCCUGGAGGAAAUGCUGCGGCAUUGAAGGAGGUUAUGCCGCUACUGGAACUAUAUGCCGCGAAAGAUCCUAAAUAUAGUGUUCCAUGCGUAUCGAAUAUCGGACCAGGCGGCUCAGGACACUUCGUUAAGAUGGUCCAUAAUGGCAUUGAGGUUGGUAUGCUCUCUGCUCUCUGCGAGGCUUGGGGUUUCCUGCAUAGUGGAAUGGGGCUUGACUACGAUCACAUUGGCGAAAUAUUUGCAGCGUGGAACGACAAUGGCGAAUUACAUACAAAUUACCUGAUCAAAAUUGCGUCGGAUAUUUGCAAGACAAGAAAAACUAUAGACGGCAAAACAGCGCAACAUGAGGGCGGCCACGUUCUUGAUGAUGUCCUCGACAAGGUUGUACAGGAUGACGAUGGCACUGAAGGAACGCCCUCAUGGUCAAUCAUGGAAUCGGCAAUGAGACAUAUAUCUUGCCCAACCAUUGCAGCGGGAUUUUACCUUCGAGUGACCUCGGGAAAUCGCGAAGAACGUCUAAAGAUCGCUGACAAGUUCUCUAUCCCCAAACCGAAGCCUAUUCAGGAUAUCGAGGAUACUGGCCAGAUGAUUGAGGACCUCCGUAAGGCCGUCUACUGUGCCUUCUUGGCCUCCUACUACCAAGGAUUGGAACUGAUUGCGCGGGCGUCCAUUGAUGAAGGUUGGAAUAUCAAUUUGUCUGAGUGCAUUCGAAUAUGGCGCGCAGGAUGCAUAAUUCAAUCAGAAUUCAUCGCCGACCUACUUGAGCCACUUUUGAAAGAGAAUAACUCAUUGACAAACAUGAAGCUCUACAGCUCCGUCGGGCGGGAGUUGCAGUGCAGCUACACAGCACUGAAAGAAAUUGUCUCUCGAGGGAUUGUAGCCGACCAUUAUUUGCCCGCACUCUCUGCCACACUUGAAUACGUCAAGUAUACCACAGGAAAAAUGCUUCCCACAAAGUUUAUGGAGGCGCAAAUGGAUUACUUUGGAGCUCACUCAUACAAUAAGCCUGGCGUGCUAGGCGAGGACCCUGGUCCGGUAGCGAAAGGACCGCACCAUUUUGAGUGGAAGCCAGCUUAG
This is a messenger RNA of Trichoderma asperellum CBS 433.97, 1536 nucleotides long. RefSeq lists its product as uncharacterized. The record is from RefSeq and is a predicted model, not a curated record. Gene Ontology annotation, biological process: pentose-phosphate shunt; pentose-phosphate shunt, oxidative branch. Lineage: Eukaryota; Fungi; Ascomycota; Sordariomycetes; Hypocreales; Hypocreaceae. Gene Ontology annotation, cellular component: cytosol. Gene Ontology annotation, molecular function: NADP binding; phosphogluconate dehydrogenase (decarboxylating) activity.